GCUCACAUCUGUGGUUUACUUUUCUGACAAUUUGAUAAUUAAAAUUUUUCUUUAUUUCUUGACACAACGUAGUUCCUCGUCGUCGUAUGUAAUUGCAAUUUAGUGAGUCAACGCAACAAUGGUUAAAAAAAAGAGACAAAGUGACCCAACCGAGAAUGGCGAUGAUUCCACUGAAUCUUGUGAUGAAAAUGUCAAGUCCGCAUGUCCUCACGUCGCCAAAGCUGUCCUCCUCACACGGCUGAAGAAGACAUUGAAAAUCGGUGGACUUGAGAAAGAAUGCCCUGACUGUAAAGCGAGUUCGAAAACCGAGGUUUCUGACCCUGAUUUCGAGGAAGAUCUGACUCUGUGGAUGUGUUUACGCUGUGGAUCGCAAUUAUGCGGACGAGCGCGCAACCAGCACGCUCUCAAUCAUUACAAUAAGUUGCACUCAGACCCUCACUCCCUUGCUGCCAACACCACCACUUGGGAAGUUUACUGUUACGACUGCAACAAUGAAGUAAUAGCAUCGGGCUCUAAAAAACUUCAUGAAUGCAUAGAGUAUCUCAAAAAGCAUGCUGUGGUUGGUGGCAAUUCAAAAUCAUUACCACCUAUAGAGUUGCCAUUUGAUAGUAGACCAAAGGUAGAAUUAGUAUUACCUGUGGAACCUGUUUUAAAUUCAGAAACAUUAUUAAAGUCAGAGUCUCUACUACCUACAGAUUUCAGAUUUAAACCUGAGAAACUUAAAGACAAAGCAAUGGGAUAUACCCUGCCCAGAGUGAGAGGGCUUUCAAAUUUAGGUAAUACAUGUUUCUUUAACUCGGUAAUGCAGUGUUUGGUGCAAACACCUUAUUUAUUGCAAGUGUUAAGAGAGAUGGCCGCACCGGGCGAGAGGUUUACACUGCCAGGUGGAAAGUUAAAAGUCAAAGGAGAUGGCGACGAAAUUAAGGAAUUGGACCUGCCCCCCAUAACUGGACAAUUAGCAGAAUGGGGCAACUUAACACGGACACUAGCUGAAACACUGGCUGAUUUGCAAACAGGUGACGGUGGCGUGUACAACCCUCGGAGACUGUUGUCUGCGCUGGUGAACAAGCUGCCACAAUUCGAUGGUGGGGACCAGCAUGAUGCACAUGAACUGCUACGGCAUCUGCUUGAAGCUGUUAGAUCAGAGGACCUUCGUCGUUACCAGUCUGUGAUUCUGAGCAGCCUAGGAAUGAAUUCCAAGGUGGACCCGGCGAAAGUGGAUGGUGAGGUCAAGCAGAAGGUCAAGUUUUAUGGUCAACAGGCCUCCGACACGAUGUUACGACCGGAACAGGUGUUCCGUGGCUUCCUUGUGUCUACCCUGGAGUGUCAGGACUGCUACAAUCACUCGGACCGCGCGGAGUACUUCCUGGAUCUGUCUCUCCCGGUAGCGGCCAGCAGACCUCAACCACCCGCUCUCGUCAGGAGGAAAGCGCCCAAUGAGGAAAAUAAUUACAAUGUGCAAGACGAUAAUAAACCGUCGAAACAGCAGAUGAAGAAGGAGAGAAACGCUGCAAGGAAAGCUGCGCGCAAAAAUAAAGGUAAUGCUACAUCCAAAGAAGAAAAUGCCAGUGCCGAAACCAACGGCGCUGAUAAGGAGGAUGGUAAGUCUUCCUCAGAACAAUCUGACGCUGACGUGGAAGAUAACCUCGAGGACGUGCCUCGGCAACCUGAGAACCACGUAACGACAGCGCCAGCCGUCGCUCAAACCGCCGCAAACUUCGCCGCCACCUACAUGGAGUCACCCUACGAACCUGACAAAACCUUAGCAUUUUCUAAUUCAUUUAAUAGUCCUGUGAUGGAUAAAGAGAAAACGGAUAAUACUCCCGAAAACAUCAAUAAGGACGGAGUCGAAUUUGCUGACUCAUCCACGUCAACCUUGGCUACACCAUUAGACCACAAACCCCUAAUAUCAUUAGAAAACUUAUCGAAUCCGGACUCGGGUGUGGCGAGCCCAGAAGCCACAAAACACAACUCUACGGAGACAGUCGAUAAUGUCGAUUCUCCCAUAAACGGCAAGGAGCUCGGCAGCCAUAGUUCACUAUCGAGCGAGAUCAAUCUGGACCUCUCGAGUCCGCAGGACAACAACCUGUCCCCAGUGAAGAAUGAAUUCGAAAGGCCUGUAUCGAGGAGAUCGGAACUGGAGAGACCACCUUCUAGGAGAUCACUAACCACAGAGUACUCAAAUGAAGUGGUAUCUAGAGGAAUCAGCGUGAAAGGAUGCAAGAACGUAUUAGAACAUAGCGGCGAGAGCAGCUACGAGUCGUUGCCGGAGAAUAAAAAUCAGGACGCCGCCAUGAACGAUUUGAACACGUACUACCAAAAUAUCGCAGACAAGGUGGACGAGCUGAAACUCAUAAUAGACGACGGUAAAAGCAAAAAGAGCACUCAAACAUCUCCCGUGUCCACGGACACCAUCCCUGAGCCGCCGCCGGCGCCGCGCCCCAAAGUCUAUAAUGUAGAAAUAGAGAAGACUCUUCAGAAAGACUACUUGCCGUACUCGCGGCAGAGUCCGUCCUCACCGCGGUACGUGUGCGACGAGGACGAGUGCAGCAUCCAGUCGUGUCUCAGCCAGUUCACAGCGCUGGAGCUCCUCACGGGCAAUAACAAAGUGGGCUGCGAGAAUUGUACGGAGAGAUUCAACGGCAAAGACGGCAAGACGGUGUACACGAAUGCCACCAAGCGAUUCCUGGUAUCGAGUCCGCCCGCGAUCCUCAUAUUGCACCUCAAGAGGUUCCAGCUGGGCCCGCGGUGCAUGUUCAGGAAGAUGUCGAAACACGUGGACUUCCCGACGAUAUUGGACCUGGCGCCGUUCUGCGCCAUGGAUAAGCUAAAGAAGUUGCCGAACGUGACCCGCGGACAGAACGAGCUGCUGUACUCGCUGUACGGCGUGGUGGAACACUCGGGCGGCAUGCACGGCGGCCACUACGUGGCGUACGUGAAGGUGCGGCAGGCCAUCCGGUCGGCCGACCCGCGCUGGUGGUUCCUGCCCAAGAGCGCCAACAUCCCGGCCGCCGCGGCCAACGGCGACGGGGACGCCGACUCGGAGUCCGACCUGUCCGGGUACGAGUCCGGGGAGGGGCCCACCUCCGCCGCGGAACCGCCAUCCGGCAAAUGGUACUACGUUUCGGACAGCAUGGUGACGGAAGUCAGCGAGGAUAAAGUCUUAAAUGCGCAGGCGUAUCUACUGUUUUACGAGAGGAUUUAUUGAGCAGGCGUCGAGUCCGCGUCUCCUGUGACCCGGACCGUUGGGUGGCAGCAGACCGAGAGGCCUAACCGUUUUAUUUUGAGGAGUGGCAUUUAAGUGGAAGACUGAAGCUUAGAAUGGAAUAUACGUAUGUAGGUUCGCAUGAUUUACAUGUUUUCGCAGCUCUGUAAAUAGCUUAAAUUUUUCUUGGCUUUUUUAUUUUUAAAACUAAUCUAUGAUUUAAGCGCUCAAUCCUAAAGCUGCGCUGUCAUGAAAUUCCUAUUUUCUAUCGGUCAACACACUGCAGAAAUUAUAAUAUUACUGAAUUAAUUCACCGUUCAAUUAAUUGAAUUUGUUCAUAAGUGCAUAUUAAAAAAGAAAUCUUGGUAACAAUUGAAUAUGUGAACAGAACGAUAUAUAAUAAACGAUGUAAAAAUAUUUCAAAUUAUUUAUUUACACAGUUUUAUUUUUACUUUAUUCACUAGGAAGCCUGAGCACAGGUAAAACUUUAUGGCUUUUAUUAAGAAAAUUUGCAUUUACCGCGUUAUUUAUCGGAGCUGUAACAUUAGACGAUAAUUUAUAAUCGUGUUAAAAAUGUAUUUUCUAGUUCAUUUAGUUAAUUCUCAUCUAAUUUAUAAUUAAAUUCAAUUUUUAUAAGUUUAAAUGUAACACGCGGUAUGUACAAUUUGGUUUGUUUUAAUGUAUUUAUUUGUUUAAACCAAUAAUAUUAAGUUUGUUGUGAUUUACCAUGCGUCAGCGGUUGGUGGUCUUCCAGACUAUGUCAAUAAUGUAAUGUAGGCCAUUUUGUAGGAUACACUUGAAUCUAGAACGCCUGUUGUCGAAUAGAAAGUUCUAGGCUCCUCAAGUAGACUUGCACGUUACGUUCACGUUUCAAAGGCAAUGUAAAAUAGUAUUUUAUAACAUAUAGAAAAACGACAGAACCUCAAUCCAUUACCUCCAUUAACGUCCAGUUAGACUUUUCACGGUAGUUUCCUUAAGAGGUUAUUAAUACAAACAAAUUUAAAAGACGUUAGUAGAGAUCUAAUUUCAUUAAUCAUAACUUAUCUCCUACAUUACGGAUCUGUAGACUUUUAACUCCUUAAACAAAUCCAUCCAAUUUCGCGCGGAAACGAUUCUGUUAUGUCACUCCUUUAGAUCAUUUUUCCACAUGCCGUUAUGCAUAUAGAUGUAAUAUAAUGUAGCAUACCGAUCUGUAUUCUAACUGUAAACAAAUAAAGACCAUUUUAUAUCUCUAAAGUGAUUGUAUGUUUUUAAAUUUGGUGUCAUUCCCCACGUGACUGAUAGAUGAUUCCCUCAAACCGUUGCCAGUUUCUUACUUAGACAUUCGCUUUUAUAAAAAAGACAUCACAUUUAAUCAGCGACCGAAUAUAUUAUUUAUCAUUUAUGUAUGGGAGUUAACCCUCAAUACGAUUUUUUUCUACUCCGACAAAAUCCUCAUUGGAUAUAGGUUUAACGGGUUAGACUACAAACCUCACGACUUGCAAUAGAUAUUUCUCACUUCCGGGUGAUAAAAACACUGAUAACGAAUAAAAUUAUGCCAAAAGAUGGCUGUAGUCUCUGACCCUCGGCCAUAUUGGAUUUAUGUAACAUGUAUGCUGAGAUUUGCGUAAAAUACUACCCGCGGAAAAUAUUAAUACGAAUAAACUUUUGUCGCCUUAUGAAAACGGCUACUAAUCCUAUUUUGCCUAUAGAAUAGUUAUGUCCUUUUCUUUAGAACUAUUUUUUAGUUAGAACGAGCGGGACAAAACAGUUAUAGUGGGAUUGUAAAAGGUUUUUGUUAUUAUGAAAAUGGGGUUAGGAUAUUAGAUUCAUUGAAUUAUGUCGAUGAUCUCUUAUCUAUGGUGCUAUACAUUUUGAAUCAAUUCACCUCAAAUAAUAAUAUUACCUCAGUUAUUUGAUUCAACCGUAAUAUGCCUUAAAUAUAAGGCAUAUCGUAAAUAUAGGCCUUAAAUAUAGUAUUGUGUUAUCUCCACAAAUACACAGGUUAUAGUAAAUCACUGUAUUUCGCUUAUAGAAGAUUUUACUUAUGGAAGAGAAUGGGUUUCACUCAUGGGCGAAAAAAGGUUUCACUUAUGGGAGAGAUAGGGUUUCCCUUAUGGGAGAUAAAGGGUUUCACUUAAGGGAGAGCAGGGCUUUAUUU
Messenger RNA from Achroia grisella, 5345 nucleotides. It is a transcript of the gene Usp16-45, whose product is annotated as ubiquitin carboxyl-terminal hydrolase 16. The record is from RefSeq and is a predicted model, not a curated record. Bases 119 to 3208 code for a protein of 1029 amino acids. Gene Ontology annotation, molecular function: cysteine-type endopeptidase activity; zinc ion binding; cysteine-type deubiquitinase activity. The transcript has 7 exons. Gene Ontology annotation, biological process: protein deubiquitination. Lineage: Eukaryota; Metazoa; Arthropoda; Insecta; Lepidoptera; Pyralidae. Gene Ontology annotation, cellular component: cytosol; nucleus.